This is a messenger RNA of Eruca vesicaria subsp. sativa (arugula), 985 nucleotides long. The record is from the annotation of a GenBank genome assembly. NCBI's taxonomy places the organism in Eukaryota, Viridiplantae, Streptophyta, Magnoliopsida, Brassicales, Brassicaceae.
GUUUCCUCUCAAUUUUCUCGGCAGUUUCUCUCCAUUCUCUCGGUAGCUCACCAGCUUCUCGACUUCCAGAACAAUGGAAAACGAAAUCGCGCCGUUCACUUACAGCGCCGGAGCCACUGGGAUCAUGAACUCUCACGGAGAACCGUCCUGUGAUCAACUCUACUACUCCACUCGCAACGUCACGCAGCAGCGCCGCCAAGAUAUGGUGAAUCGAGAGGCACUGUGUUACACGCGCCUCCACGAGGCAUCUCUGGAAGCGGAAGCACUCCGUCUAGAGAACACCGAGCUCGGAUCGCUGAACCUCCACCUCAAGAAAGAGCUUGACCACCUCAUCCGAUCAUCCUCUCUCCGCAACCGUCUCGGUUACGACAGGGCUCCGCUUCGCAAUCUUUCCGUCGGAGGGAAUAACGAGAAUCGUAACCCCGAGGCGGAUCAGAAUCGAGAUGGUGACGUCAGCGAUGAGAGUCCGACGAGCGUGAUCGCGAGUGAGGAUGUGAACCGCUCUUCGCUGCCGAAGAGCAUCUCGGUGAGAUCGAGCGGUUACUCGAAGGCGAGUCAAGGAGGAGCUGGCGGUUAUGGUGCCGUCACCAUAACUAAGCCUGGGACUUGUGGGGACCAGCAACUCUCUACCACGCAAAAGGUAUAUGUACGAGGGGGAGGGAAGAAAGAAGAGGAGGAGGAGGAGGAGAUAGAAGUGGAGGUGUACAACCAAGGGAUGACAAAGACAGAGCUCUGUAACAAGUGGCAAGAGACAGGGACAUGCCCAUACGGUGACCACUGCCAAUUCGCUCAUGGAAUCAAAGAACUCCGCCCAGUCAUCCGCCAUCCUCGUUACAAGACUGAGGUUUGCAGAAUGGUACUUGCUGGUGACAUCUGUCCUUAUGGCCACCGUUGCCACUUCCGCCACUCACUAUCCGAGCAAGAGAAGCUCAUGGCCGCUGCUUGCAAACCCAACAACAAGUCCUCCUUCAAGCUGGUCAAAUGA